Messenger RNA from Penicillium paradoxum, 7539 nucleotides. RefSeq names its product CAZyme family CE10. Gene Ontology annotation, biological process: secondary metabolite biosynthetic process; fatty acid biosynthetic process; proteolysis. The record is from RefSeq and is a predicted model, not a curated record. Gene Ontology annotation, molecular function: serine-type peptidase activity; fatty acid synthase activity; 3-oxoacyl-[acyl-carrier-protein] synthase activity. The transcript has 5 exons. The coding region runs from base 1 to 7539 and encodes 2512 amino acids. Lineage: Eukaryota; Fungi; Ascomycota; Eurotiomycetes; Eurotiales; Aspergillaceae.
AUGGCCUCGGGACGGCCCGUUUGUGUUCUCUUCGGCCCCCAGAGUUCCGAGAUUGACGAAACCUUAUGCUAUAUUCGCCGCAGUAUUGAAGAAAUCCCAUCGUUGGGCUUUCUUGAAAACGUGUUGAGACAACUUCCAGGAUUAUGGCCCGUCAUUACAAACGCUUGGCCGCCAUUGUCUCAAGUUCCGGAAGCAGGCCAGCUGUCAGUACUGGCAGACGGAGUUCAAGAGUCAUUCGCAGCCGAAAAUGCAACCAAUGUUCUUUUGACACCUUUGACCGUUGUACGACAAAUAAUCGAUGCGUGGAAAUUCAAAGAAAAAGCACAGCAUGGAUAUAAAAUUGUUGAUGCGCAGGGUUUUUGUGUCGGAUUCUUGGCAGCGACAGUAGUCGCUUGCUCUGAUGGCCUGACGGACUUUGAAGAGAUCGCAUCUGCCAUGAUCCGACUGGCUCUUUGCAUCGGAGCAGCAGUUGAUUUGGAUAGCGUUUUGCAUGGUGAAACCAGAUCAGCCGCCGUGCGAUGGAAGUCAGCUUCUGAAAAUGAACAACUCAACCAAGUGCUGGCUAGCUCUUCAACGGGCUACAUCUCUUGUGUGACGGACACAACGUCGGCCACAAUCACCGUCGCUGAUGACGAAGUGGAUGAUGUGAUCAAACGAUUAGAAUACCACGGAUUGUCCGUGAAGAGGAUUGAGCUAAGAGGCCGAUUCCAUCAUAUUGCGCACCUCACGGCGGUUGAGCAAAUUCUGACGCUUUGCGAAACCGACGAGAGGUUCCGGGUCAGCAAGGUUGGCCCCUGUGUUUUGCCGCUGAGGUCCAAUGUCGAUGGCCAUGCGAUUGUGAAGGGUUCUCCCGUCCACAAAGUUGCCUUGGAAUCGAUCCUUGUAAAGCCAUCACAAUGGGAACUAACAGUUUCCUCGGCCUUCGAGAAAUUGAGGGAGGAAACAGAUGAAGAUCUGGGAUUCGCCGCGAUUGGAACUGGCCAAUUUGUUCCCCGUUUGGUCCGGACCCGCAUCCUCGAUCACAUGAACUAUCGGUGGCCAGACAAGGAACAUGGACAACUACCAAAUGGUAUCCACAAACCCUUCAGCAGCACUCGAACUGCGCGUGCAAACAGCAGUGAUGCGAUCCCCGCUUCCAAUAUUGUAACCCCAAUCGCCAUCACGGGAAUGGGAUGUCGAUAUGCCCAAGCGGAUUCCCCCGAAAUGCUAUGGCAGAUGCUGAAAUUGGGUCGUUGUGGUGUCAGCCCGCUUCCUAAUGAUCGAUUCAAAAUGGACAAGCUUCUGCGUGAGCCUAAGGGUCCAUUCUUUGGGAAUUAUCUCGCCAACCCAGAUCUUUUCGAUCAUCGAUUCUUUGGGAUCUCGGCUCGUGAAGCAGAGGCAAUGGACCCACAACAACGAUUGCUUCUCCAUGUAGCGUAUGAGGCCAUGGAGUCAGCUGGGUACUGUGGUCUACGCAAGUCCAACGUGCCAAGCGAUGUCGGCUGUUACGUCGGUGUCGGCUCAGAUGACUACACUGACAAUGUAGGAUCGAGCAACGCCAACGCCUUCUCGGCCACAGGAACUCUACAGGCGUUCUGCACUGGUCGUUUGAGUCACCAUUUUGGCUGGAGUGGACCGUCAGUGGUAGUUGAUACCGCCUGCUCUUCCGCUGCGGUAGCGAUACAUCUCGCAUGCAAGGCUUUACAGACCAAAGAUUGCGCCAUUGCCGUGGCGGGUGGCGUGAAUGUUAUGACUAGCCCUAGAGUGACACAGAACCUGGCGGCGGCGUCAUUCCUCUCUCCUACCGGGGCUUCGCGGGCAUUCGAUGCUGAUGCCAAUGGUUAUUGCCGUGGAGAGGGUGCUGGCUUGGUGGUUCUAAGACCAUUGGCCGAUGCAAUCCGCCAUGGGGAUCCCAUUCUCGCCGUUAUUGGCGGAUCUGCAGUCAAUCAGGGAUCUAAUUGUUCUCCUAUCACUGUUCCCGACUCCGAAUCUCAGAGAUCCCUCUAUCGCAAGGCGAUGGCAGCAUCCGGUGUUCUUCCAACAGAAGUAUCUUACGUCGAGGCACAUGGCACAGGUUUGUUCUCCCUCCAACUAUCCCCACAAGGAUACUACUCACGCAGAUAUUCAACGCUAGGAACACAAGUUGGUGAUCCAAUUGAGUUUGACAGUAUCCGCAAAACAUUCCAAGACCCUGGACGCAAGGAGGUCCUUCAUGUUGGAUCUAUUAAAGACAAUAUUGGGCACACUGAAACCGCCUCUGGAGUGGCCGGCUUGCUCAAAACUGUGUUGAUGAUGCAGAAAAACCAGAUACCGAAGCAGGCCAAUUUCUCCCGGCUCAAUCCGAAGAUUCCUGCCCUAGACAACUCGAUAGCGAUUCCAACCCAGUCUAUUACCUGGCCCUCAGCCGCCGCUCCAUCGUCUAAUGCGGUCGCUCUGGUGACAAAUUACGGCGCUGCUGGAAGCAACGCAGCUCUCGUUGUGAAGCAGCAUAAAGAAUCUUCGGCACUCUCGGACCUAGCCACUCUUCCUCCUAGUGAGGUACCUGUCAUACUUGCAGCAAACUCGACUGAAUCUCUCGCAUCAUAUUGUCGCAUUCUGCUUUCGCACUUCCGGAAUCAACAAUUAGAUUCAUGUGAGGAUAUAGCCUUCAAUUUGGCGGUCAAACAGAACAGAAGCAUGGAUUACUUGUCGGCGUUCACCAUUCCUUCUAAUCAACCCGAUGCGCUAUUUUCAAAGUUGGAGUCACUUGCGGCUGAAGCCUCUAUCCUGAAGAAACAAUAUCCUCGUUCCCUGCCUGUCAUCCUAUGCUUUGGCGGCCAAAGUGGAAACGAGGCAAAUAUCUCGGAAGACCUGUUCGACCGGUCUGAAUUGCUCCAACGCUAUCUGAUGGAUUGCGAGACGGUUUGCCAGAGCCUAGAGCUUCCGAGCCUCUUUCCCACUAUCUUCCAAAGCGGGCCUAUCGAGGACACCGUCACCCUUCACUGCAUUCUGUUUGCCAUCCAAUAUGCGUCAGCAAUGUCAUGGCUGGAUUCCGGACUCAAAGUAGACCGGAUCAUAGGUCACAGCUUUGGUCAACUUACAGGCCUUUGCGUCGGUGGGGGCCUGAAUCUUGUUGAUGCGCUUCGUCUCGUCUCAGCACGCGCCACAAUGAUCGAAAGCCUCUGGGGAUCUGAGCGUGGUGUCAUGCUAUCCGUUGAAGGUACAGAGGUGGAGGUUCAAAGCUUGCUAGCUUACGCGGCAGAGCAUACAGCAGAUGUGGCUGUGGACGUAGCCUGUGUUAAUGGCCCACGAAACAUCAUUUUGGCGGGAGAUGUGCGAUCAAUCGAGAUGAUUGAGAAUCUGUCAGCAAAUACUCCUUCAGUUGGUCUUCGCACAAAGCGGCUGAAGAAUACGCAUGCCUUCCACUCCCGCCUAGUUGAUAAUAUUGUUCCUGCCUUGACCGAGGUCUCACAAAAGCUUCAGUAUAAUCCACUCGCUAUUCCUCUGGAGCCUUGUUCUCAAUGGGAUGACUGGUCUUCCGUCACAGCUACCAAGAUCGUGGAACACAGCCGCGGAUGUGUCGACUUCCAGGCAGCCGUUGAGCGCGUGGUGCAGAAGCUCGGUGGCCCUGCUGUCUGGCUAGAGGCGGGCUCAGCAUCUCCCAUCAUACCGUUAGUACGAAGGGUCGUCGAUGCUACCUCAUCUUCGCCAAAGGAGAACUUCUAUCAAGCCCUCGAUCUUGGAGGCGCACAUGCCCAGAAAAAUCUGUCACAGGCCACCUGCAACCUCUGGUCUCGAGGUGUGAAAGUCCAGUUCUGGCCAUUCCACAAUGCUCAGGCCAGGGGAUACAACUGGAUCAAUCUCCCACCUUACCAAUUUGCUGGCACCCGCCACUGGAUUGAAUAUGAUCCCUAUGCAUUUGCCCCAGUUCAGGACAACACACCCAAUUUGGCCCCUACAAAUAGCAGUAGAGAGUUCGUCCAGCUGCUCUCCAGACAGCCGACUGAGUGCCUUUUCGCCAUAAACACGUCAGACUCACUUUACCAGGAGUGUACGCGAGGCCACGCUGUACUUGACCAAAACCUUUGCCCUGCAUCCCUUUAUUUCGAGAUGAUUGUCCGGGCGGCAACGCUGGUGCGCCCAGAAAACGAUACAUCGCCUGCCAUGCCUCACCUGCAAAAUCUAGCCAUUUCUGCGCCUCUCGUGCUUAACCCGAGUGGCAAUGUCAUGUUGAGUCUUACUCGUCCACGCGCAGCUGACUCUCUGUGGUCAUUUAUCCUUUUCACUCGCGAGCCCAACAAGGAUGCAGUGACCACCCACGCAACUGGAGACAUCGGCUUGCAUCCAUUUACCCAGAGUUCACCUCUCUUCGCCCGCCUCAAGUCAAUGAACCGACUCAUCGAUCCCUCCAUAGUAGACUCCAUCGCCGACUCCCGUGAAUCCAGCGGGCUAAAAGGGUUCGCUGUCUAUCAAGCCUUCCGCCGAGUGGUCAACUACGCCGACUACUAUCGUGGUGUUCAAAGGGUCUUUGCGACCGAGCAUGAAUCUGCAGGCAUUGUGAAUCUUCCCUCAUCCCGGACCAAGGACAGUGCUUGUGACCCGAUGCUCGUCGACAACUUCAUUCAGGUCGCUGGAAUCCACGUCAACUGUCUCUUGGAAACAAAAGAAGACGAGGUCUUUGUUUGCACCGGCGUGGGUGAGAUUCUGAUUGGGGAGGCUUUCAUGAACCGUGAUCGGGAUUCAUCAUACUCUUGGGGUGUUUACUCCAAUGUGGACAGAUCAGUUACAAACAAAAUCACUUGCGACACAUUUGUUCUGGACCGAGCGACGGGCAAGCUUGCUGUCACUAUUCUUUCUGCAGAAUUUACCAGUGUCUCGAUUGCUGGACUUGCACGCGUGUUAAAGAAGCUCAACAGUCAACCCUCCGAAUUGAAAGCUCCCGUCAUAACGAAGUCUCACUACGCGGACGCUCGGGCUGUCAUCAACCCUGCUGUGCAGACAAUUCCGCUCAGAGCUUCUCCGCCCCUCCAGGCUACCUCUGGCAGUGGAGAGUUUUCCCUCGUCCGAGGCUUGCUAUGUGAACUACUAGGCAUGGCCUCCGACGAGCUACUACCAUCUUCUAAUCUCGAAGAAAUUGGCGUUGAUUCUUUGAUGCGGACUGAAGUCUUGGUGGAAAUCAAGAAGAGAUUCGAUGUGAGCAUUGCCACCUCCUCGUUGGUUGAAAUGCCAGAUAUUCAAACCCUGGUGCAAUCUAUUUUCCCCAACAUCACAACCGCUCCUCGGACAAAUGAGGUUGCUCCAACUUUGCAAAUUGAUACCACAUAUGCAUCUUCCUCAGAAAGCAAUGAUAAUGCUGAAAGUACCCCGAUUUCCGAUGAAGGGGUGAAUGGCCUUAUCGACAUUGCUCCUGCAUUUUUCAUUGAGAUUCAACGAAGUACCUCCCAAAGUCAAGCCACUCAGUGGGAUGGUUUCUGUGAAUUGGUGUAUCCAAAGCAGAUGGCCCUAGUUACCGCUUACGUGAUUGAGGCGUUCAAGUCUCUCGGCAUCUCCCUCGAAGACCUCGACCUUGAAGAUAUCAUCCCACAACUUCCUGUUCUCCCACAACAUACGCAGGUCUGCAGGCAGCUUUAUGCCAUCUUGGAAUUCUCGGGUCUCAUCCAGGCCAACAACGGGGGCUUUGUCCGCACCCAAAUUCCUAUUCCAACCCUUACAUCCAAUGAAUUGCACCAAGAAAUCCUUGACCUCUAUCCCCAGCACGCAUCUGAACAUAGCCUUCUCAGAACCACAGGCUCAUGUCUUGGGGAUUGCUUAAGUGGAGCCGCUGACCCUCUAUCGUUGCUUUUCCAAGAUGCAGAAGCCCGCCGGCUGAUGGAGGACGUUUAUACAAAUGCACCAAUGUUCAAAGCUGCGACCAAUCACCUGGCACAAUAUCUGGUUGGUGUUCUUGGGCGCCUAGAUACCACGAGAGAAAUCAAGAUUCUUGAGAUCGGUGGUGGCACUGGUGGUACGACCAAAGCUCUGUUGAGUCAACUCACCGCAGUGCCCGGUCUUCGCUUCCAGUAUACGUUCACGGAUCUGUCUUCGGGACUUCUGACUCUCGCGCGCAAGAAGUUCAAGCAUUACAGUUUCAUGAAAUACCAAGUCCUAAAUGUGGAACAAACACCUUCCUCAGAGAUGCUCGGUCAAUAUGAUAUCAUCCUCUCCAGCAACUGCGUACAUGCCACCCGCAACCUUGUUCAGUCUUGUUCGAAUAUCAACAAACUUCUACGACGUGAUGGAAUCCUGUGCCUGAUUGAACUGACCCGCAACCUAUUCUGGUUUGAUCUUGUCUUCGGUCUCCUCGAGGGUUGGUGGCUGUUCGAGGACGGUCGCCAACAUGCCCUUGCGAGUGAGCACGUUUGGAAGCAGACCCUUUCCCAGUCUGGCUUCAAAUGGGUUGACUGGACACAAAAUGACUCCGAGGAAUCCAAUGUCCUUCGAGUGAUCACUGCCUCGCCGACAUCGGCCAUCAUUCUACCUCCUUCUCCCGGAAGCCCCUUGCCCCUCAUCCGUGAUGAGACGGUGGUCUACGGCAACAACGGUGGUGUAGAAUUAUCUGCAGACAUCUACUAUCCCCAGGAUCUUCAGCCUAUUGGAAAGCCUCGUCCAAUUGCUCUCCUUAUUCACGGCGGAGGUCACAUCAUGCUCUCGCGUCGUGACAUUCGUCAAAAGCAAGUCAAGACUCUUCUCGAUGCGGGAUUUUUGCCGGUCAGUGUUGACUACCGACUCUGUCCGGAAGUCUCUCUGACUGAAGGGCCUAUGCAUGACGUAUGCGAUGCCCUGCGAUGGGCUCAAAACGUCCUUCCCGCCAUCCCCCUCGGUCGUCCUGAUAUCCAGCCAGAUGGAGACCAAGUGGUUGCUGUGGGCUGGUCGACCGGUGCCCAUCUGGCAAUGACAUUGGCAUGGACCGCUCAGCAAAAUGGAGUCGUCCCACCCGACGCUAUUCUCGCAUUUUAUGGCCCUACCGACUACGAGGAUCCAUUCUGGUCUCAACCCAACUUCCCAUACGGAAAGGACGCUGCCUCGCCAGAAAUAAGCUACGACCUGUGGGAAGGCAUGCAGGAGACACCCAUCACAUCCUACAAUCCGCCACCCACCCAAAAGGCCCUCGGCGGCUGGAUGUCUCCGGCGGAUCCUCGAAGCCGGAUGGCAUUGCACAUGAACUGGAAGGGACAGAGUCUGCCUAUGCUGUUGCACGGAGGCCGCUUCUGGUCCGACCGCAAAAAUGACGCCAAUCCAGAGGAAUUGCCAACUCCAACACUGGAAGAGAUCCAAGCAGUCAGUCCUCUGGCGCAGAUCCGCAACGGUCAUUAUCAGACACCUACUUUCAUUAUCCACGGAAGUUUGGAUGACCUCAUUCCAUUGGAGCAGGUGCAACGAACCUCCGACGAGCUGGCCGUGAAGGGAGUCGAGGUUGAACUUCGAGUUGUUGAUAAGGCAGUUCACCUGUUUGAUAUUUAUAAUGGCUUCGAAAAGGAUGAAGCGGCUGCACGGGCUGUGGAAGAUGGUUAUGCGUUUUUACGCCAUCAUGUUAGAUACUAG